UCACCGUUACCGCAGCAUCCGUCUAAACCUCCUUCAAAUCCAGCCAUACACAGCACUUUACAUCACUUUCUUCACCUAACACACCAAACCUUGACAUUCUCCUUCAGUAUAUCAGUGAUUAUCUGCGGGGACCGAGCGGGAUACAACCCUUUAACCGCGACUAGCAGCUUCGCUAAUUCUCAGCAGAGGGUUUCUGCGUCAAGAAAUGAUGUGGACACCGAACCGCUGGUGAAAGUGCUCAGUAGUUUGGCUGCACAAGGAUUCACUGGUCAUGCUGUGCUUUGGAGGGACAAGAAGAGACGCUAAAUAAGAAAGGACGAGAGAGUCGAGAGAAGAGACAGUAUUCAGCAGCCGCUAUCAUGUCUCGUCAUCAAAGCCGAGCCACCAGCCUGGAGGAGAAGGGAGCCACGCCCAUCCACAAGAGCUCCACCCCCUCACACAAGAGCUCCACCCCCACUCACAAAAGUGCAUCCUCUUCCUCCUCAUCUCAGAGAGACAGUCGACAAGAGACGGAUAGUUGGGAAAUCAUCGAGGGGCUAAGGAUUGGUCACACUCAUAUCCUGAGGCCAGACAAACAUGAAGGUUUUAUGCUGAAGAGGAGGAAAUGGCCUCUGAAGGGCUGGCACAAGCGAUUUUUCGUUUUGGAUAACGGGAUCCUGAAGUACUCCAAAUCUCCUGUAGAUAUUCAGAGGGGAAAGCUUCACGGCAGUAUAGAUGUGGGUCUGUCUGUGAUGUCCAUCAAGAAAAGAGCUCGCCGCAUAGAUCUGGACACAGAAGAGCACAUUUACCAUCUGAAGGUGAAGUCUCCAGAUGUUUUUGACAUCUGGGUGUGCAAGCUGCGUCACCAUCGUUUGUUCCGUCAGAACGAGAUUGUUCGCUCUCCUCGUGAUGCCACGUUACGCACCUUCCCUCCGUCGGCCAGCGCAGAGUCACCCCAGAACACCUCUUCCAGCGCACACCAAAACAAGCAGGGUAAACCCAGUGGUCCGCCCUGGCAGCUGCCUCCAUCCUGCAGUAAUGGACAGAGUAAAGUGGCAGCCUGGUUACAGGAGUCUGAGGAGAUGGACAAGUGUACAGAAGAACUUGCCUACUGCCAGUCUAGUCUUUUAGAAUUGAGUCAACUGCUGCAAAGUCUGGAGAUCUUACAAAGGACGCAGUCAGCUCCCAACUUCGCCGACAUGCAGAGUAACUGUGUAAAUUUGACAAAGAAAGAAAAGCGGGUCAGCAGAAGAUGGAGGACUAAAAGUGUCAGCAAAGAUGCUAAAUUGCAACAGCAGGUCCAGCCACUUCCCCAGUCUCACUGUGCUAAAGUUCCUCUGAGUGCAAGUAUGUCUCAAGUGCGUCUCCACUCCUCUAAUCCUAACCUAUGUGCGGAGCUGGCUGAUUAUCAAACCCCGGUCACACGUCUGACUGACAGUAUCGACAGCGCCAGUGACUACAUCAAACUGCAGGAGGAUUUCUGCCUAGUUGCGCAAAAAGUGCACUCUCUUCUGAAGUCUGCCUUCAACACUGUGGCCAUAGAGAAGGAGAAGAUUAAACAGGUGUUGAUGGAACAGGAGCAGACCGGCCAAUCAAAUCAGAUUAUAACCCUCCGCCGCUCCCUGUCACAGGCCUUGUCCCAGAAUGCUGAGCUCAAGACCCGUCUGAGCCGGAUCCACUCUGAGUCGGUUCUGUCUGAACAGGUCGUCAGUGUGAACAUCAUCAGCAGUCCUGACGAGGCAGGUGAGCCGCUCCACGUGGGCAUCCCUCUCUCUCAGCAGGUGUCCAAUGAGAGCAGACUCUCCAUGUCAGAGUCCGUGUCUGAGUUCUUCGACGCUCAAGAGGUGCUUCUGUCCGCCAGUUCAUCAGAGAAUGAGGCUUCUGAUGACGAGUCUUACAUCAGUGAUGUGAGUGAUAACAUUUCAGAGGACAACGCCAGCGUCACAGAUAACGUUUCCAGACAGAUGCCCAACGGUGAUCUGGCCAGUGGUGCGUUUCGUAACGGUAGACGUACGUGUCUCCCUGCUCCCGCCCCUGACACUUCCAACAUUAACCUGUGGAACAUCCUGAAGAACAACAUCGGGAAAGACCUGUCGAAAGUGUCCAUGCCAGUGGAGCUGAACGAGCCGCUGAACACACUGCAGCACAUGUGUGAGGAGCUGGAGUACACAGAGCUGCUGGAUAAAGCAGCUCAAACCGACGACCCCUACGAACGCAUGGCAAUCGUCGCAGCGUUUGCAGUUUCGGGAUAUUCCUCCACCUAUUAUAGAGCGGGCAGUAAACCCUUUAACCCCCUUCUGGGGGAAACGUAUGAAUGUAUUCGUGAAGACAAAGGAUUCUGCUUUUUUUCUGAACAGGUGAGCCAUCAUCCGCCCAUCUCCGCUUGUCACUGUGAGUCCCAGAACUUCACCUUCUGGCAGGACGUCAGAUGGAAGAAUAAGUUUUGGGGGAAGUCUAUGGAGAUUCUUCCCAUUGGAACAGUGAAUGUGACGCUGCCCAGUUACGGCGAUCACUAUGAGUGGAACAAGGUGACGACGUGCAUCCACAAUAUUCUGAGCGGGAGGCGAUGGAUCGAACAUUACGGCGAGGUCACGAUCAGAAACACCCGCAACACCAGCUGCAUCUGCAAACUCACCUUUGUGAAGGGAAACUACUGGAGCUCGAAUGUGAAUGAGGUGCAAGGAUCAGUGAUGGACCAGGAGGGAAAAGUCAUUCACAGACUGUUUGGGAAAUGGCAUGAGGGUCUGUACUGUGGAGUCCCACCUUCAGCCAAAUGCAUCUGGAGACCAGGGUCUAUGCCUACAGAUUAUGAGCUGUACUACGGCUUCAGCAGGUUUGCCAUAGAGCUCAAUGAGCUCUGCCCUGAGCUGAAGGAGCUGCUGCCACCAACAGAUGCUCGCUUCAGGCCGGACCAGAGGUGUCUGGAGGAAGGAAAUGUUCAGAUGGCAGCAGCUGAGAAACAAAGAAUCGAAGAGCAGCAGAGAAACAGGAGGAAGUGGCUGGAGGAGAACAACAUCAGGCACCAGCCGCGAUUCUUUAAGAAGGUUAUGGACAGUCACCAGAGGGAGAGAUGGGUGUCUAACAACACGUACUGGGAGCUGCGCAAGGACCCCGGCUUCCUCAAACAAGAAAACCCUGAGCUGUGGUAGAUCCAGACGCCUUCACUGCUGACUGCAGACGCUUACUAUGCAGAACAGGACCUCCCUCCAGAUUUGGAUUUUAUCUCCAGAAACGGACUGAAAACAAAAACAAGAAACAAACACUCUCUCCUCAUCACUAGGGCAGGUUUGGCCUCAUUCGUCUCCCUCUCUAUAGUAACAGAGAGACUGCGCUGUUGUCAGGGCAAAAGUGAGAGCUGUAGAGCUGUCCACCCGAAGUCCUUGCCUUAAAAAGUCGCUUCUCAACAACAAAGUUUUGCGCUUUUAGUGAAAUUCCCUCAACUGAAUUUGCUCUGGGUUAAAUUCUGCAUGUGUAGAUGGCAGCUUUCAUCAGCAAAGUGCUACACAAACUCAUCAAAGCUACAUUUAAACAAUUUUAGUGGUAUUUUUGUAGACGUCCAAAAGAAGGGAAUUGCUUUGGCAGUUAAAGCUGUGCUGUGACUCGAUCUGUCCCUCCUCAUAUUCGACGGCAGCCGUGAGUGUGCUGAACAUGUGACUUUUUAUACUCGUGUGCUCCACCUUUCAAACCCCCCCAAAGAAUCGAGCCUGAAAGAAAGAUCCUGGACCUAACCUGCAAGACCAGAAAAGACACCCCAGGACUCAGACUCCUGAACCCCAGUAUCUGCAACUGUACAUUAGCGCUCUUCAUUUAAAGCAGAAGUCUGACAUUCAUGCUCCUCUAAUUACACCAAAUCAAAUUCAAGAAGUAAUUUUUUCCAGACAGGCUCUAUAAGCACUCGCCACCUUCAGAAAAACUAGUCAGUGCUCUGCGAAACAGAUUAUUAAUGGUAGUUUUGCCCUGGAGUCAUGCCAUUGGUUGAGCCAGAAGUCUGCAUUUAACACUGCAUUUAAAGGGACAGUACACCCAAAAAUAAAAACUGGUUGUUUUCUUCCCCUUAUGUCAUUCCAAACCCUUUUCAUUUAAUUUAUAAUAAACCUGAGACAUUUCUGUCCUCCCUUUGACAAUUUCAUCUAACCAAAAUUUGUAAAAGUCGCAAGUCGUCGUAAAACAAGCUCCCAUGUUUACCAUAUUUGAUGUGCUCUGGGUACGUGUCGUUCACUGUUUAGAUGUAAAUAAAAGUACGAAAAUUGUCAGUUCAUGAUAUCAAAUGGCCAAAUCUCUUUUAAGUUUUGGAUACCUUGAGUUUCAAUGUAAGGAAGAAAACCUCUCAGAUUUCAUAUAUUCAUUUGUGUUUUGAAAAUUAACUAAAGUUAAUUUAGAACGAGUAUAUGAUGACAGAACUGUCUUUUUUGGGUGAACUAUCCCUUCAAAAUGCACCAGUGACCAGCAGACAAGUACACUGAAAACGUGUACACUAUAUUUUCCCUCGUCUCAUUGUUCUGAGCAUGAACUUCUCACUAAGAGCGGCAGCGGCUUCUGCUGGCCUCUCAGUGCUACUGCACACUACAUACUUCAGUGCCCUACAUCUCUGCUUACAUCAUACUGUACAGGAGAUGAUGUCAGCAACGACCGGAGCAGUGUGUGGAAUGGAAAGCUAUCCUACUGCAUACCACACAGUAUGCUGUAACAUUUCACGUAGCGUACUACAUUUCCACAUGACCUCACCAUGGGUUUAAUUCAACAAAGUACAGAUUUAAUCUCUGACUAAAAACUUUGAAAAAAAAAAUAGUUUCUUGUUAAAUUUUAGAAUUUUGGAAGCCUGAGUAAAUACUAAUUAAAUUUGUUUUUUACAAAAAAAUCUGUGUUAAUCUAUCACGGAAAUGGACGGUGAAGUCAAGCAUGAUGCAUUGUGGGAUACAUCAUUCGGCAUACUCAAAUUGUAUACUGCAUUGUAAAUUUCCAACUACACCCUGUCAUACUAUUCUUACAAUUUGUGGCACAUAUAGACACGAAGUAGUAAAAGCAGUUUUCUGUCAUGCGGUUCUGAACUCAGAACUCCAAAUGAAUCAUUUACAAAUUCAGUGCAUACUGAAAACCUCUAUGUGCAAACUACAGCAAUAUGUUGCUGAAGUAUGCUAGUAUGCUAUGCUGAAUAGCAUACUGCCAAAUAACUCACAAUAUAUACAUCUACACCAAAAAGUUAAGAUAUUUCUAUAGACUGCAUUAAAAAGACCAUUUUUGUUACAUAGAUUAAAAAUGACUUUUUGAAUUAAACUUGCUGAGGUAAAUCACGUGACAGCAAUGUAGCAGAAUACAUUUCCACAAUGCAUGCUGUUUUCCAUACUGUUUUUAAAACAUGCAUUAUGCAGCAUAGCAUGUAGUACACCGAUAUUCUAGUGCGAACGGAGCUCUAGUUUCUAACAUUUGAUCUCAUUUGGACCUCAUUCAUCAAUCACAAAAUCAUUCGUAAAAUCAGUCUUGUUUGUUUUGUUGAAUUCGAUUCGCCUGCGCAGAUCUGAAUGUUUUAUUUUCUUUAAAUAUAGUUUUUUUUAGAAAGUUUUUAUGUGAGUAGAUUAAAAAAGGAAACAUCCAGAAACCGUGUAGUCAGAGUGACCGAGGUGAUCUCUGCCAUUAGUAGAGAGUCGUAAGUCAGUGUUUGAGUCCUUCACUGUGCCUUAACGCAGAUGAAACCAUAUCAACACACUCCACUGAGCACAGUCCAUCCUCAUCUUCUGCACACUGACACACGUUCCUCAACCACUCUAUAAAACACCGGCCGCUGGAAAUGAACAGCUGCAGAAACAAACAAGGAGGUCUGAAACUCCUACAAAACGACCUAUCCAGUUCUUAAACUGAAGACUUUCCAUGAACGAUGUUUUCUUCUGUUAAGUUUGAUGCAUCCACUCAUCAAGAGCUGAACCGACUGAAUGUUUCUGAAGCUUAUAGAGAAGAUUAUUUUAGAUUUAUCUAAGGAAUUCAGGUUCCAAGGCGUUGUAGUGAGUGCAUCUGCACUCGAUAGUUUCUCACCAUUGCAUGAAAACAUGUCACAGCCUGCCAAUGAUCUCUGAUGCCUUAUUAAAAUGUCUGUUUAAUUUCUAUCUGGUUAGAUCCUCACUGAGACGUCCUGCACUGUGUGUGGGGGUUUUAAUCAUGUGUUCAGCUUUCCUCUGAAGAAGUGCAAUUGUACAGUGACAUUGUGUUUGCAGCUGCUCUACUGCUGUACAGCUCCUGAUGUGUCAUUAGGACACACUCCAGACCCGCUGUUUCACUUUUAAAUUCAUAGUAACAAAUACAUACUUGUGUUCUAAGUCA
Molecule: messenger RNA, 6291 nt
Organism: Carassius gibelio (silver crucian carp)
Lineage: Eukaryota; Metazoa; Chordata; Actinopteri; Cypriniformes; Cyprinidae
Gene: osbpl6
Product: oxysterol binding protein-like 6
Exons: 24
Coding region: 360-3128 (922 amino acids)
Cellular component (GO): intracellular membrane-bounded organelle; cytosol; plasma membrane
Molecular function (GO): cholesterol binding
Source: RefSeq, a predicted model, not a curated record